Molecule: messenger RNA, 1131 nt
Organism: Darwinula stevensoni
Lineage: Eukaryota; Metazoa; Arthropoda; Ostracoda; Podocopida; Darwinulidae
Source: the annotation of a GenBank genome assembly
GGUAAGUGGCUCGAAAAACAUGAGCUGCAUCGCGAUGCAAUCCUUCUUGACCUUACUCCUUUUGUCUGCUGUGGUGCGGGGGCAGAACCCGUGCCCUCCGUAUGAUGAAAUUGCACCGUGCAAAUGCGUGUAUAUCUCGAUUACGGAAGUCGAUAUUGACUGCAGGUUUGCAGCAACGAUAGAUGACGUCUUUCACGCCUUCAACAACAUCUCUUGGAACUUCAAGAAUAUGAGGAGAUUUUAUCUGGGAUUGUCGGAGAUAGAAGAACUUCCGGAGGGAGUGUUUGGGGAUAUUUCCUUUCAAGAGAUACGCAUAACCGAUAAUGGGAUGCUUCGGAGCAUCCACAACACUGCUCUCCGCGCUUCGAGAGAUCGACUGAGAGUCCUCCGCAUGGAGGGAAAUCACUUGAAUUCCUUCCCCUUUGACAUUCUGCCAGAGAUGACGGCACUAACUGAACUGACACUGUAUAACAAUUAUCUCAUAUUUGUCCCAGUGAUUAACAGCGACAGCCUGGAACUCCUGAAUCUCGCGAAUAAUGAGAUCACAUUUCUGGAAGAGGGACCCUGGUCACUGCCUAACCUCAGGGAACUGCGACUCGGUGGAAACCUCGUCAGGGAGGGUUUGCCAUUAGGGCUAGUAUCAAGUAUGGACAGCUUGGUUACAUUUGAUUGUUCGUGGACCCAGCCGAACCUUCUCAUUCCAAGUGGUUUGUUGGAAUUCGCAAGUGAUGCAUUACAAUACGUGUAUCUGGAAGGCAAUGACAUGUCAAACUUGGAACCAAAUGCAAUAUCUGGUCUGACCAACGUCACUUACCUUAGUCUGUACGGAAAUAACAUUCAAGAAGUGAAUGAAGAUACCUUCAAACCACUCUUGGAAGAUGUGGCAAUCCAAGGAAACGGGUCAAUAAACCUUCACGCUAAUCCCUUGAACUGUGGAUGUGACAUGGCAUGGCUGGUCAUGAACGACACCUUCCGCGAGAUGGUCCGGGGAACGUGCAGGAAGGACGGGUUGCUCGUGUCAGAACUGGACCCUCAAGUCUUCGAAGAACUUUGCUUCAAAAGAUUCUUGGAUUUCUAGUUGAUUUUCUCCGUGAGAGUUGCAGGGACAAAAAUAUAUAAAUAUUCAUGACA